AUGGCGAACGCCAUUUUGGCAGGGAGGUCCCUUAGGGACGAAGAGGUAUGUCAAGGCGGGGGACCUAUACGAUCUGCUGAAGGCGGCGCGUCAUCUGUUGACAGAGGAGAUGGAGCAGCGCAUGCGGAGGACGAUGGUUCAGGCGCGGACAUCGAUCCCGAAGAUGUAGUGUCGGCAUUUUCCCCUUUGUGUGAUGCUUCCGAGAACACGGCGCUUCAGGCGGUGAGUGACACGGAAUUAUCGUGGAGUAUUUCCGGCAUGGCUUUGCGGACUCUCAUCAUGGAGAUUGAGCGCGAUCGGAGGGAUGAACGGGGGACGACCGUGUUUGGAAAGUUGGCCUCUAAGUACAAAGAGUAUCGCACCAAGCACCGUGCAUUGGCCGAUGUCUUUACUCAAGAUAGCAAUUUUCAGCUGUUUCGUGAUGGGCUUAAGCAAAGAGAGGAAGAGUUGGUGCAGAAGGUUGAAGAGCUGAAGGAGCGGGACGACGAACUAAUGAGGGCCAUUGGUCGAUGUAGCGAGCUUGAGGUGGCCCUUAAGGCCAAGGAUGAUGUGCUUGAAAUGAGCAAGGGGAUAACGGCCAAGAACACCGACCUUCAGGCUCGGGGAAGGGUGACUGUCGUAUCUGAAAUAGCGGCCCUGGAGGACGCCCUCCGUGUUUGUAGGUCCGAGCAGGACAAAGAGGUGGAAACGUCAGCGCUUAAGGUGGCGAGAUUAGAAAAACGGAUCCAAGAUCUGGAGGCGGAGUUGUCUGUGUUGAACGAUCAGGUUGUUGCUUUGAAGGCAAAGGAAGUGUGA
Molecule: messenger RNA, 795 nt
Organism: Nicotiana attenuata
Lineage: Eukaryota; Viridiplantae; Streptophyta; Magnoliopsida; Solanales; Solanaceae
Exons: 4
Coding region: 1-795 (264 amino acids)
Source: RefSeq, a predicted model, not a curated record